AUGCAAGUUGAAGAAUUACCUGUCAAUUUGUUGGAUCCCUAUGAUGUAUUAUUUUUUUCACGAACUCAAGAAGUUUUUUCAUCAGAUGAAAUGUUUGAAGACACUGAGUAUGAUAGUAACGCUGAUACUAUCGAACUAAUUAAUGAAAUGGAUACAAUUAGUCUAAAUAAUGACAAUCAAAUUGAAUUAAACAACACAGAAAGAAAUGUGAUUUCAGAAAAAAAAGCCAAAAUAUCUGUGCAAUUACCCACACCACCUGAUUUUGACUAUUUUAAAUAUAAUGUACCAUUUCACAAAG
This is a messenger RNA of Racocetra fulgida, 298 nucleotides long. The record is from the annotation of a GenBank genome assembly. NCBI's taxonomy places the organism in Eukaryota, Fungi, Glomeromycota, Glomeromycetes, Diversisporales, Gigasporaceae.